AUGCCGCGGCUGAACGAGAAGACCCGACUGCUGCCUGCCGUGCAAACCAUUUACGGGUCCUCCAGCAAAAAGCUAAAGGCCAAACGCUGCCUGAUAGUACUAGGCAUCGUGACAGCGUUGGUUCUGGCUGGAUUGAGCCUGUGGUGGCUGUUUUUCGACAACUAUAAGUCGGUACCAGCAACAGUCAAGUUUAUCUGCGGCGACACGAAGAAUGAGGCCGGUUACAUCAAGCUACUCAAUAAGGAAGACGAUUAUUACUUCUACUGGUUCUUUGAGUCGCGCACCAGUCCCGAGACGGAUGCACUAGUAUUGUGGCUUACUGGAGGCCCCGGAGGCUCCGGGUUGUUCGCUCUUCUCGCCGAGAACGGCCCGUGCAGCAUCCAACCCGACUUGAGUACCAAACUCAAUCCGUACUCUUGGAACCUCAACGCCAACAUGAUUUGGCUAGACCAACCGACCGGCACAGGCUUCUCGUUUGGUUCUUCUGCAGACACAGACUACAAUGAAACCAACGUGGCCGAGAACAUCUACUGGUUCUUACAGAGAUUCUUGGAGAAACACCCUGAGUACCAGAACCGCGAGUUUUUCCUGACGGGUGAGAGCUAUGGUGGACACUACGUUCCAGCUGCAGCGCACUACAUGCAGAAGAUGAAUCAAGAGAGUGGAGAGCUCCCGAUCAUCAAUCUACAAGGCCUGGCCAUCGGCAACAGCCUCACGAAUGCGAUGAUUCAAUAUGCUCACUACCAAGACAUGAACCACAACCGGUACAACAUCGCGCUGUUGACUGACGCUGAAGUAGAGAAGAUGAAGAUGGACAGCGUUGCGUGCAUCCAGCUCACUCACGAGUGUCAGACGUCACCGAAUAAUGCGACUUUGUGUCUUCUGGGUGUAGAUUGUUGGGAUAAGAAGCUGGUACAGCCAUUGAGCAAGGCGAAUCGCAAUAACUACGACAUCCGCGAGCCGUGCAACAACAGCGACCCUCAUGCAAUCUGCGGAGACUUCCCCAUUAUUGCGGGGUACUUGAACUCUCCAGCAGUACGUGAGUAUUUGAGUGUCGAUGAGCGUUCUCCUGCGUGGGUGGAAGAGAACGAGGACAUUCACACGAGAUUCAUCGCAGACGGGGACUGGGCUGCAUCGUAUGAUACGUACGUCGGGGAAUUGCUGAAUGAUGGUCUCCGUGUGCUCAUUUACGCCGGCGACGCCGAUCUGAUGUGCAAUUGGGUCGGCAAUCGAGCGUGGACAUUAGACCUCGACUGGCGAGGCAAGGAUGGCUUUAAUACAGCCGAGAAGCGAUCAUUCAUCGCUCACGACCCCUUGCAGCAGCACAGCCGUAUGAUUAAUGCUGGUGAAGUCUGGACGUUCGAGAACCUUGCGUUCGUCCGCGUGUAUGAUGCUGGUCACAUGGUGCCGACCAACCAACCGGCAGUCUCUUUAGAUCUCAUUAACCGGUUCUUCGCCAACAAGGAAUUGUAG
Messenger RNA from Phytophthora nicotianae INRA-310, 1473 nucleotides. RefSeq lists its product as hypothetical. The transcript has a single exon. The record is from RefSeq and is a predicted model, not a curated record. Bases 1 to 1473 code for a protein of 490 amino acids. NCBI's taxonomy places the organism in Eukaryota, Oomycota, Peronosporomycetes, Peronosporales, Peronosporaceae. Gene Ontology annotation, biological process: proteolysis. Gene Ontology annotation, molecular function: serine-type carboxypeptidase activity.